Messenger RNA from Suillus paluster, 1174 nucleotides. RefSeq lists its product as uncharacterized. The transcript is spliced from 13 exons. The record is from RefSeq and is a predicted model, not a curated record. Lineage: Eukaryota; Fungi; Basidiomycota; Agaricomycetes; Boletales; Suillaceae. The coding region runs from base 186 to 1076 and encodes 296 amino acids.
UCUGAAUCGGCACCGGUUCAACGUAACAUCUAUAAGUACUUCAAGUGAAUUCCUGGAGCGCCGCUGUACGAUUUCCGACAGCCAUAACUCACCACCAUCACGAGGCAAGGACUUUGAGUAUGGUAACGGUGGGUCAGUGAUCAAUCAGCAUCCCAUCACUCUUUCUCCAUUCGAUUUGCAUUGUGAUGUCGGAACAAGAAGUCGUCGCUAGUCUCCGCUGGAAUAACAAUGUAUCUGUAGUGACCAUUACCCUGAUAUGCUAUGAGUACUUGUUUCUGUUCGAGAAAGAGGUCAAGUUUGUUUGGAAAAGACAGUGGUCGCUGAUGUCAUGUCUUUACCUUGUGGUCCGAUAUCUCGGUCUUUCCCUCGCACUGCUUUGCGGCUGCUGGGGAGGUCUGUUGUAUAUUUCUGAAUUAGUGAGCUACGGUCUCGCCGUUUUGAUGGAAUGGGGUUUUUCUGUGUAUUUUUGUUUUUCUGAAGUCAUUCUGAUCUGGCGUCUUUACGCGCUGUGCAACCAAUCCAGGCUCCUACUUUAUGUUCUAGUGGGGUUGUUCUUGCCUAUUGUCGCCCUCUCGAUAGGCAUGGAUAUCUUUUUAUAUAGUCGGCGGGAUGCGUUUUCGGUAAAGGAAGUAAUAACUCCAAACGCCAAGUACUGCGGACCCUCCUUCAAUAUGGGACCUAUGCCUGCGAUAUAUGCAUCCAUCCCUGUCGUAUGCUAUGACAUUUUCUUAGUUGUUUUUGCAGCUGCCAUCCUCGUGAAUCACCUGAAAGAACGGAGAGAAAGCAAGAUGAGGCCUAACACCUAUGUACUCAUGAUCGUUCGAUAUCAUGUUAUAUACUUUGUCCUGAAUUUGACAAACCAAAUCUUAUUGACGGUAUUAUGGGCCAACAUUCCGACGCCAGCGAUGAGUCUCGCAGAGCUCUUCAAUGAUACCGCGCCAUUCAUUUUCGCACCGCGUCUGAUCAUUAGCAUUUGGGAUACGCACGCCAACGACAAGUGCGUGCAUGUUAGUACGACAUUCGCGGAUUGUGUGUGUUGGACUUCGCCACCGCAGCACGAGAUGUCUUGCGCAUGAUUUUAGCAUGCUGCUUCCAAAAUCAGGAUGAAGGAAAGAUCGAGGUGUGCAGGCGCGCUUCGAUCAAUCUCUAGUCGUGGCAGUGUUCCCUACUUUAU